Calidris pugnax (ruff) is the source of this 941-nucleotide messenger RNA. Its product is annotated as rhombotin-2-like. The transcript has 3 exons. Gene Ontology annotation, biological process: positive regulation of transcription by RNA polymerase II. The record is from RefSeq and is a predicted model, not a curated record. Gene Ontology annotation, cellular component: nucleus. Bases 471 to 941 code for a protein of 156 amino acids. NCBI's taxonomy places the organism in Eukaryota, Metazoa, Chordata, Aves, Charadriiformes, Scolopacidae. Gene Ontology annotation, molecular function: DNA-binding transcription factor binding; transcription coactivator activity.
AGUGCUAUUAAAUUGCCCUUGUGAAUGGGAAAACGCGACGUCAGCUCCCGGGGAGCCCCAGGCUCUGUCUCUUUAAGAAACCCAGCGAGUCGUGAUGCUGCUGUUUGUAUUGCUAAACCCCCAGGAGCCCGGUUAAGAAACGGGCAGCUGUCUCUUUAAGUGUGAUUUCCUUCUAUUGUAUUUUGAAUCGUGAUCAGGAAAAAGGAAAUGAAACCAGAGACCCGGGGCUGAGCCACGGAGUUAAUCAUAAGAAUAGCCAUGCUGAGCUCCCCGCUUCCAGCAUCCCCGCCCGGCACCGGGGAACCGGCAGAGCUGCCCGGACACAGAGCUUGAACCGAGCCCCGGGGAGCUCCCGGGGGGCUGGGGCAGCGGUGGCAACCGAGGCGACCACCCCUUCCCACCUUCCUCCGCCAGCACCGGAGGUACCGGAGCCCCGGCGGGAGGUGCCCCGGCGGGGGAGCGCUGCGGGGAUGGGAGGAGGAAAUCCUGUGAAUGUCAUUGGGGGGCGGAGGGGGAACUCGGCUGGUGACAAGGCUUCGAGAGCAGACAGCCUUUGCGGGGGCAGCGGGGGCAGAGCCCACCACCGGCACGCUACAAAGGAACAAUCCCUCCCAAUGUCAUCGGCCAUCGAGAGGAAAAGCCUCGAUCCUUCCGAGGAGCCGGUGGAUGAGGUCCUCCAGAUCCCCCCUUCGCUGCUGACAUGUGGUGGUUGCCAGCAGAACAUCGGGGACCGCUAUUUCCUGAAAGCCAUCGACCAGUACUGGCACGAGGACUGCCUCAGCUGCGACCUGUGCGGGUGCCGCCUGGGAGAGGUGGGGAGACGCUUGUACUACAAACUGGGCAGAAAGCUCUGCCGAAGGGACUAUCUCAGGUACCCAACCCCCCUCCUUCUACCCUCCCUCACCAUCCUCCCAUCAUUUCAGCUUCGCUUAGUCAUUUAA